AUGCUUCGUCUCCAGUCAAACUGGAGCAAAACCCUCUCCAGAGAGCUCACCUCCCGCAAGCAGGACUCGACCUGGCUGCUGGGGACAUGGACGCUGCCUGGAAUUGUCAGUCAGUGCCGGCAGGUCACCGAAACAAUUUUUUUCUGGAGAACUCUGUGGGUUUUGGGUUUUUUUUCCCCCUUUCUCUGCUUUCGAGGAAUCUUUGAGUAUGCCGACGGCCCCAAUACCCAGGUUAUGAGUGCUGAGGAGCAAGCCUUCAGAUUUUCUGCUAAUAUUAUUAACAGAAACAGAACUUUGUUGCCUAACACAACACUCACCUACGACAUUCAGAGGAUACACUUCCACGACAGCUUUGAAGCAACUAAGAAAGCCUGUGACCAGCUCGCUCUGGGGGUGGUAGCAAUAUUCGGACCUUCCCAAGGCUCCUGUACCAACGCCGUCCAGUCUAUCUGCAAUGCCCUGGAAGUCCCCCACAUACAGCUUCGAUGGAAGCAUCACCCUCUGGAUAACAAGGACACUUUCUAUGUCAACCUGUACCCCGACUAUGCUUCCCUCAGCCAUGCCAUCCUGGACCUCGUGCAGUAUUUGAAAUGGAGGUCAGCCACCGUGGUUUACGACGACAGUACAGGCCUGAUUCGGCUGCAAGAGCUCAUCAUGGCCCCAUCGCGGUACAACAUCCGGCUGAAAAUCCGCCAGCUCCCGCUGGACACCGACGACGCCCGGCCGCUGCUCAAGGAGAUGAAGCGGGGCAGGGAAUUCCGCAUCAUCUUUGACUGCAGUCAUCUGAUGGCAGCUCAGAUCCUCAAGCAGGCCAUGGCAAUGGGAAUGAUGACAGAAUACUACCACUUCAUCUUCACCACUCUGGAUCUUUAUGCAUUAGACCUAGAACCAUAUCGCUACUCUGGAGUGAACCUGACCGGCUUCCGGAUCCUCAACGUGGAGAACCCGCAUGUGUCCUCCAUCAUUGAGAAGUGGUCCAUGGAGCGGCUGCAGUCAGCGCCCAAGGCAGAGCUGGGACUGCUCGAUGGCGUGAUGAUGACAGACGCUGCCCUCUUGUACGACGCGGUGCACGUGGUCUCCGUCUGCUACCAGCGCGCCCCGCAGAUGACCGUGAACUCCCUGCAGUGCCAUCGGCACAAAGCCUGGAGGUUCGGCGGCCGCUUCAUGAAUUUUAUCAAAGAGGCCCAAUGGGAAGGAUUAACGGGACGAAUUGUCUUUAAUAAAACUAGUGGUUUACGGACGGAUUUUGAUUUGGAUAUCAUCAGCCUCAAAGAAGACGGUCUCGAAAAGGUUGGAGCGUGGAGCCCUUCUGACGGCUUGAACAUCACAGAAAUUUCCAAGGGACGAGGGCCCAAUGUCACAGACUCGCUGAGCAACAGAUCUCUGAUUGUCACCACUGUCCUGGAAGAGCCCUUUGUCAUGUUCCGUAAGUCCGACACGGCCCUGUUUGGGAAUGACCGCUUUGAGGGAUACUGCAUCGACCUCCUGAAGGAGCUGGCCAUCAUCCUGGGCUUCACCUACGAGAUCCGGCUGGUGGAGGACGGGAAGUACGGGGCGCAGGAUGAGAAGGGGCAGUGGAACGGCAUGAUCAAGGAGCUCAUCGACCACAAAGCUGACCUGGCCGUUGCUCCUCUCACCAUCACCCACGUGCGGGAGAAGGCGAUAGACUUCUCCAAGCCCUUUAUGACGCUGGGGGUCAGCAUCUUGUACCGGAAGCCCAACGGGACCAACCCCAGCGUGUUCUCCUUCCUCAACCCCCUGUCUCCUGACAUUUGGAUGUACAUCCUCCUCGCCUACCUGGGGGUCAGCUGCGUGCUGUUUGUCAUAGCCAGGUUCAGCCCAUACGAGUGGUACGAUGCUCAUCCCUGCAACCCCGGAUCAGACAUCGUGGAGAAUAACUUCACCCUAUUGAACAGCUUCUGGUUUGGGAUGGGAGCGCUGAUGCAGCAAGGCUCUGAGCUGAUGCCCAAAGCACUGUCUACACGGAUCAUUGGUGGCAUAUGGUGGUUCUUCACCCUAAUUAUCAUCUCGUCCUACACGGCCAACCUCGCUGCCUUCCUGACGGUGGAGAGGAUGGAAUCUCCCAUCGACUCGGCAGAUGACCUGGCAAAGCAGACAAAAAUAGAGUACGGGGCAGUGAAGGAUGGAGCUACUAUGACCUUCUUCAAGAAAUCCAAAAUUUCCACAUUUGAAAAAAUGUGGGCUUUCAUGAGCAGCAAGCCCACCGCACUUGUUAAAAACAACGAGGAAGGAAUCCAGCGAACGCUCACGGCCGAUUACGCCCUGCUGAUGGAGUCAACCACCAUCGAGUACAUCACCCAGAGGAACUGCAACCUCACGCAGAUCGGGGGGCUCAUCGAUUCCAAAGGCUACGGGAUCGGGACUCCCAUGGGGUCGCCGUACAGGGACAAGAUCACCAUUGCCAUCCUCCAGCUCCAGGAGGAGGACAAGCUCCAUGUAAUGAAGGAGAAGUGGUGGCGAGGGAAUGGCUGCCCUGAGGAUGAGAACAAGGAAGCCAGUGCUCUGGGCAUCCAAAACAUCGGUGGGAUCUUCAUUGUCUUGGCAGCAGGCUUGGUGCUCUCCGUCUUCGUGGCCAUGGUGGAGUUCAUCUACAAGCUGCGCAAAACGGCAGAGCGUGAGCAGCGCUCCUUCUGCAGCGCCAUGGCCGACGAGAUCCGGCUGUCGCUCACCUGCCAGCGACGGGUCAAACACAAGCCCCAGCCACCCGUCAUGGUGAAGACGGACGCCGUGAUCAACAUGCACACGUUCAACGACCGACGGCUGCCAGGGAAGGACAACAUGACCUGCAACACGGGAUUGACGCCUGUGUUUCCCUAGGGCACGGGAAUGGGGGAACGGGAGGGAAGGAAUUGCAGCAGACGAGGCUGGAUACAGUCUUAACUAGGAAGAAAGGAUUAAAAAACAAGAAAAAAACAGAAAAAAAAAAGC
Molecule: messenger RNA, 2949 nt
Organism: Eurypyga helias (sunbittern)
Lineage: Eukaryota; Metazoa; Chordata; Aves; Eurypygiformes; Eurypygidae
Gene: GRIK3
Product: glutamate receptor, ionotropic, kainate 3
Exons: 17
Coding region: 1-2838 (945 amino acids)
Biological process (GO): synaptic transmission, glutamatergic; modulation of chemical synaptic transmission; monoatomic ion transport
Cellular component (GO): postsynaptic membrane; presynaptic membrane; kainate selective glutamate receptor complex
Molecular function (GO): kainate selective glutamate receptor activity; transmitter-gated monoatomic ion channel activity involved in regulation of postsynaptic membrane potential
Source: RefSeq, a predicted model, not a curated record